AUGGAAGAAGGCGGAGAGACGGCUGGCAGCGAAGACACGAGAGAAAGAGAAGAGCGGGGAGACGAAGACGUGCUGCGCAUUCUCGUCGCUACCGACACGCACCUCGGCUACAAGGCAGAAGACAGCGAGCGCGGGGGCGACAGCUUUGAAACGUUCGAAGAAAUCCUGGAAAUCGGGAGGAAUUUAAAGGUCGACUUCCUUCUCCAUGGCGGAGAUUUGUUCGACGAAAAUCGACCGUCUCGGGCUACAAUGUAUCGAACGUUCUGCCUCUUGAGGAAGUUUUGCUUCGGCGAUGGCGCGGUGAGCUUCGAAGUGCUUCAGAGCGCCGCAGAGAGCAGUCGACGAGAUGCCGGAGACGGAAAAGACAACGACGCGGCGGCCGCGGAGAAGACUUCCGGGAAAAAAGUAGACGGAUUCCGAUUCGGGCUAAACUACCUGGACGAAAACAUCAACGUCUGCAUGCCUAUCUUCGCCAUGCAUGGAAACCACGAUGACCCAGGCGAACAAUCUCACUUGUCGCCUCUCGAUUUGCUCGAAGCUGCGCACCUGAUCAAUUACUUUGGGCGGUGCGAGGCUUCGGACGAAGUGACGAUAAAACCUAUUCUCAUCAGGAAAGGGCGAACAAAGGUUGCGAUUUACGGCGUAGGGUGGAUUCGCGACGCUCGCCUGCACAGAGCCUUCAACAACGAAAAGGUUCGCUUCCUCGUGCCGUCCUCGUCGGACAGCGGAGACUCCGUCGACGACUGGUUCAACAUCAUGGUUGUCCAUCAGAACAUGUACAAGGGAGCGUUUGGAGGCCAGCCGGCAAAGAACUGCAUCCACGAGCAAAUGCUGCCGGAUUUUCUCGACCUCGCCAUCUGGGGGCACGAGCACGACUGCCACGUCGACCUGCGCGAGUCCCCACAAGGCACGUUCCGAAUUCUGCAGCCUGGGUCUUCGAUUGCGACGUCGCUCGUUGCCGGAGAAGCUCUGCCGAAGCACGUGUUUCUUCUUGAAGUGCGCGGAGAGAACUACAGGAUAACUCCCCAGCGGCUGCGCACUGUUCGCCCUCUCAUUUUCGAGGACCUGACUCUGGCCGAUCUGCUGCAAGCGCCGCCUCUCGCCUCUUCGCUCGGCGCCCCGGCAGCCCCCCAGCGAAUCCCCGCGAAACGCGGCGGCUCCAGGAACCUCCAAACUGCGCAGCCCGCCGAAGACCGAGACGUUUGGCAACUCCUCACUGACGCCGUCGAGGCACUGCUGUCGCGCUACGCUCUGGAACGAGGCGAGACAGGACAAGACCGAGAAGAGGGAGAAGACGAUAGGGGUGACGAUAGAGGUGGGGCGGCCAGCGGGACGCAAGGGAGGUUGGGAGGCGAGAAGGCGAAGCGAGAGGACGCCGGCGAGGCAGAUGCCUUUGAGUUAUUUUGCAAUUACUCGACGAAGAAGAAGAAAAAGCUGCCGCUCCUUCGCCUCCGUGUCGAACACUCCGGCUUCUCGACCGUUAGCACUUCGCGCUUCGGCGCCCAAUUCGUCGGGCGUGUAGCAAACCCAGGAGACAUUCUGCAUUUUUACCGGAAACGCGCGACCACUCACCACCCGCCAGGCGAGAAGUUGAGUCAGCGGCUGCCUGAUUUGGAGAUUGAAGAGAUCGCCGGAGAUGACACGUCGGAGAUCCGCGACAUUAUCUUUCAUUUCCUCGAAGAAGCCAACACCCUCGAUCUCCUGCCUGAACCGGAUUUCAACGUGGCCGUGCAGGAUUUCGUUGUUAAGAUGGACACCAAUGCGAUUGCAGCCUUCGUCGAUCGCAGUGUACAGGCAGCACGGCGCGAAGCGAAGAGCAAGCUCCACGUCCUGGCGCCGGAUGUCGAGAAAGACAUCGAGCCCGCAGAUGUCCACGCCGUCAUUGCGUUCGCGGCCCGCAAGACUGUCAUCGUUGCUUCCUCCACGGUUGCGCACCCCGGUGUGCUCGAUGGACGCCGCGGAGACGGUGAAGACGCGUCUGCGACGGGAGAGGUACCGAGGGAAGAGGAAGAUGAUUUUGCAGCAGAGACCGUCGACACGAGUCAACUUCCCGAAAAGAAGCCAAGGAACCACAAUGGUUCGACUGGACUCUUCGACGAAGAAGCUUCGGACGCCAGAGCGACAGACUCCGACUUUUCCGAUGCCGAGGCAGGAGGCUCAGCCGCUGGCGCGGCGUCGAGAGGGACGGGGCUGCAGAGAGCGCGGCAACGCGGGCUGCCGAGAGGCUGCGCGGCCCGCGUCGGCGAGAAGCGAGGAGCGAGAGCCGCGCUGUCUCUUGUGGUUGGUAGGCCGAGCGAGGAGUUUUCUUCCGAGGCCGCAGGGCCUCAGAAGGGGCGACGGGGGCUGGGCCGAAGAGGCAGAGUGAAGGACGCGUCGUCGAGUCCAAAUGUGCAUGCGUCGGGGAAGACAGGGACUCGAGGGAACCGAGGACGGCGCGACAGCCACGAUGAAGAUGCGGAUUUCGGGGAAGAAGAAGGAAACCAGAGUCCCACAAUGUCUGCAAGGACGUCAGGUCCAGCAGGCGGAGGCCGCGAGCGCGAGAAGCCGUUCAGUCAGCUGUCAGCGAAGCGGAAAGGAGCUGUGGGAGGGCUCUCGUCAGAGCCGAAAAGACAGCAGGCGGAUCUCCGUUCGUUCUUCAGACCGUCGCAGAUUUCCUCUUCUCGGCCGGCGUCUCAAACACGCGGCGUCAAUUCCUCACCUGGUUAUGCGCCUCACUCGCGCAUGCAUCCAGCUGCGUCUGAGGGCGACGGCCACGAAGGCAGCCGACGCGAGUCUCACACUUCUCGUUUCCAUUCCGCCCGACCGCCUUCCCGGCCAGCUUCGUCCUGUGAAGUGGAUGGAACGAGGCAGGAGUCCAGAAUGUUUCAAGAGGAGAGAGAAGCGCAGAGAGAGGGACAAAUCCCGAAUCGCUCCGACAAAGAUCGGACAGCGACGGCGGCUACAGGUUAUUCUCUCGGAACUCAAGAAUUCACACGCAAGAGACGAAGCAGCUACAUGUCGGAGGACGACGCAUCCAGGAAAGGAGAAGAGAGCUUGGUGGAAGAUGAAGACGACUUGUUUCUUUCUUCACUCGGCCGAGCCGCGGACUCGGCUCUUCGUAGAGGUACUGACUCCAUAUCUUCUUCGUGGUCUCGGCGACGUUAA
Messenger RNA from Neospora caninum, 3144 nucleotides. RefSeq names its product putative double-strand break repair protein. Lineage: Eukaryota; Apicomplexa; Conoidasida; Eucoccidiorida; Sarcocystidae. Gene Ontology annotation, molecular function: endonuclease activity; manganese ion binding. Gene Ontology annotation, biological process: telomere maintenance; mitotic G2 DNA damage checkpoint signaling; double-strand break repair via nonhomologous end joining. Gene Ontology annotation, cellular component: nucleus; Mre11 complex. Bases 1 to 3144 code for a protein of 1047 amino acids. The record is from RefSeq and is a predicted model, not a curated record. The transcript has 18 exons.